AUACAACCAGCAUUUUCUCGCAACGCUAGCAUCUCUAAUCCUCCUCUAUGCAGAUUACUACAGCUGCUCUUUUCCUGUUUGCUGUAAUAAGCGUAGCAACUAACCUAAUUUAGGUAUAGUCAAAUAGCAUUGAUGCUGGAGACGAUGUUGGCGUGCUUUUUAAGCACCGCGGACUCUUGCUCGAAGUUUACCAAGGCCCAAGACGAAUGCCGUUACCUGGUCAACGGUGAAGCCCGCAUUGUCAAGUGCUCUACAAAACAGUUUGCCAAUUAUAGGUGCACUAAGGAUAACAAUGAUUAUAAUUAGAAAGAUGCUAAAGAGCAGGCCAAAUGUACAUAAGUAGCCUACGUGGUAUCGUAAGCGUCUUAGAGAGCGCGGAGGAAUUUAACGUAUACUGCUCAA
Molecule: messenger RNA, 402 nt
Organism: Parastagonospora nodorum SN15
Lineage: Eukaryota; Fungi; Ascomycota; Dothideomycetes; Pleosporales; Phaeosphaeriaceae
Exons: 3
Coding region: 133-306 (57 amino acids)
Biological process (GO): defense response to fungus
Source: RefSeq, a predicted model, not a curated record